GUGUGACCAGCCAUUGCGUUGGGACUGAGCUGGCAUGGCGUUCACCGGGUUCUAUUUUAUUUUUAUAGCAGCACUUUUACCACGUGUAUUCUUAGCAUUACCUCUGAACAGUCUAAACACGGACUUGUAUGGUGUUGGCAUCGAUGGUAUCCCCCAGCAAUAUGCUGCAACGGUAGACCAAAAUGAUGCCAUUACAGAUCACGCGAUAGUUCAUCCAUGGUACCUGGAUCGGCAACCACCAGAUGGCGGAGAUGCGAACAAGGCAGUGGAAUAUAUGUUUAGUGCUUUCGAUGAAGAAUUCCAUCUCAUCUUGGAACCUGCGUAUGAUUUCUUCACCGAUUCUCUAGUUAUCCAGUACUCUUGGGCGAACACGUCUUUGCUUCUACCGCCCACACAGUACUGUUACUACCAGGGAGUUUCCAACAAUCAUAACGGCUCCAAGGCCUAUGCAAACACUUGUGCGGGUGGCUUGUCUGCAUUGGUGCUCACUGAAGAUGCUCACUACUUUGUCCAGCCAAUAGAUGACGAGAACUCGCUGAAGUACGAGGCUGAUGACGAGAACUCGCUGAAGUACGAGGCUGAUGACGAGAACUCGCUGAAGUACGAGGCUGAUGACGGAGAACCGCCCGCACACGUUAUGCACAAAAGGAGUGCUUCCCAGUUGGUUUGUGGAGUCGAAGACGAAACGACAGGUCACCAUAGUAGAGGAAAACGUUAUGCGAACACCGUGACCCAAAAAACAAAACACCUCGAAGUUGUCAUCGUUGCAGACGAGAUCUUGCGGAGACAGCAUGGCGCAGAUACGGAAUACUAUAUACUGAGCACGUUCAAUCAGGUGUAUGCCUUGUUUAAAGACUCUACUUUAGGCGUGGAUUUGAAACUCAAUGUUAAACGCAUUCGGAUACUGGAAGAGGCCCAGGAAGACCUUCACUUGGAAAACGUCCAGACAAGUUUACAACGAUUCUGUGCAUGGGAAUGGCAACGUAGACUCGAUACUGACAUCUCCAUCCUUAUAACAGGACGAAAUAUGGGGUUUGGAAAUCAAUAUGACGUCACUGGUAACGCGAUGGGCAUUGGUUCAGCUUGCAAUCCAGACAAACGAUGUGUCAUCGCAGAGGAUCAUGGUCCAAGUGGUCUGGUGUUCACACUGGCACAUGAAAUAGCGCACACUUUGGGAAUCUAUCAUGAUGGCGAACUAUCUCGUUGUGCGAAUGAUGGCUAUAUCAUGUCUCCUACUAACUCUGGUGGAAAGAGGGCUUUCCAGUGGUCAAGAUGCAGCAGAAACGACAUUUUUAACUGGCUUGAGUCACCCGGAGCAAGUUGUUUGGACAACGUCCCGCCGUCAACACCAGGGUAUUUCUUGAGUCGAGUGCCACUUCCUGGACAUUAUUACGAUGCGGAUUAUCAGUGCAGUGCAAUUUGGCACGAUGCCGGUGCCACAGUUGCAGAACCCGUCAAAAAUUCAAAGGAUAUCUGUGAAGAACUAUAUUGUGACUAUGCAACAUUCAACAUGGUAUCCAAUCACAUACCACCAUUAGAUGGCACUUCUUGUGGAAUUCAUCGGGCGUGCAUCAGGGGAUGGUGUAUGAAUUUAUACAGUACACGAGACUGUGGUGAACAAGCCUGCCCUGCCACAUUUUACGAAUCUGAAUGGGAAACGUGUAAUCCCAAUGCUGAACAAAACCCAUGCAUCCAAAGUAGGCUGGUCCAGUGUGGGGAACUUCACAAUGAUGGUUCAUUUGUUGCACUGGAAAUUAGUGAUUGCAUUGCAGGAGGAGAGGAGCUACCUGUAUCUCAGCGGUGUUGUUGUACAACAGGAUCCUGUACUGUAGCCUCACCAACAACUGAAAGAUACCAAUGGCUUGCAAGUGACUUUAGUUCAUCGUGUACUCCGAACUGUGGAGUAAACAGUGUGCACACGCGUAUUGUUUCUUGCUAUGACAGCGUGUUGAAUGUACCAACUGAUGUGGAAGUUCUUUGUGAUUCUUCUAGCAAACCAAGCGAUACUACUCCCUGCACUACCUGUUAUCUGUGGGAGGCCAGUGCCUUUGGUAGUUGUUCAGCGACAUGUGGUACUAACGUUAUUCAGACUCGCACUGUCACUUGUAAAGAUGGCAUUUCUGGGCAAGUACUUAGCGACAGUCUUUGUGAUGCUGCUUCUAAGCCCAGUGAUGUACAGUUAUGUACAAACUUACCUGCAUGCCCAACUACUUCAAGGUACGCAUGGAUCAUUGGAGGUUUUGGAGAGUGCAGUGUUUCUUGUGGUGGGGGAUCACGAUCCAGAUCUGUUGCAUGUUUCGAUAACCAAGUACAAGGUGUUGUACUAGAUGAUCUGUGCAUCACCAAUGUUGGGGUGAAACCUCAAACUGAAUUUGAGGCGUGUAACCAACAAUCCUGUGAAAUUCAAGCGUAUCAAUACGAAUAUGGAACCUGGGGAAUUUGUUCACAAACGUGCGGUACCGGUAUCCAGGCUAGAAGUAUCACUUGUAAGCGAAUUGCAGACUCUGUUGUUGUACCAGAAUCAAAUUGCGUAGACCAAGGUUUAAUCCGAGAUUCUGCAACUCAGACCUGUAAUAUGGGUGACUGUCCCGGCACAACGUUCUACGAGUAUUACACAACCCAGUGGGGCACUUGUUCACUUACAUGUGGUGGUGGUACUCAGUCGCGAACUAUUUACUGUGCAGUAGCGGGUACCAAUGGACAAUCUUCAGCCGCUGAGUCAAACUGUCUGCAGCAAGGUUUAGUUAAACCCAGUGAUGCACAAUUUUGCAAUACACAGUCGUGCACAACCUCCACUUAUGAAUACAGAAGUCUAAAUUGGCAGCCGUGUACUGUCACAUGUGGAGGUGGUACUCAGACAAGGUUUGCCUACUGUGCAUUUGUUGGAACUACGAAUGGUGUCCCAGAAUCAUUUUGUGAGGAUCAAGGGCUGACGAAACCCUCUGAAACACAAAGCUGUAACACUGAAGCGUGUUCAACAAACACGUAUGAAUACUUCACAACCAGCUUUGGUUCGUGUACUGUGUCAUGUGGUGGUGGAACACAGAGUAGAACAGUAUAUUGUGCUGUUGCUGGGACCAAUGGUGCCAUGGGUGCCCAAGAAAUUUCUUGUGAAACACAAGGUCUUACCAAACCAACUAAUGUACAGAGUUGCAAUACACAGGCCUGCCAAACAACUGUAUAUGAAUUCUACACAGGUGAUUUUGGAUCUUGUUCAUUGUCCUGUAAUGGUGGUGUUCAAACUCGAACGGUGUACUGUGCAGUUGCUGGAACCAAUGGUGGUACUGGUGCUCAAGAAAGUUCUUGUUUAAAUCAAGGUCUUACCAAACCAUCUGAUAUACAGAGUUGUAAUACACAGCCAUGCCAGACAUUCACGUAUGAAUACUUCGCUGGAAAUUGGGGUGUUUGCACUGCAACAUGUGGCGUUGGUACUCAGUCACGAGAUGUUUUCUGCAUUAGAAUUCCUGAAAAUAGCAUAGUCGAUAAUUCUUUCUGUGUAAAUGCUGUAGCGCCGCCUUCCGAGCAAAUUUGUCCCAAUUUACCAACUUGUGAAACGACGUUGUUUGAAUACUUUACUGGAGAUUAUGGUACUUGCUCAGUGUCAUGUGGUGGUGGAAGCCAAACUCGGAUUGUCUACUGUCGUGCAGUAGGAACAACAACAGAGGUUGGUGAUGCUCUGUGCACACAACAAGGACUCAACAAGCCUUCCACUUCACAAUCCUGUGGACUUGGUACCUGUCCAAAUUAUCAGUUCAUCACGGGGUCUUGGAAUGAUUGCCCAGUGACGUGUGGAUCAGGGACACAGACAAGGACAGUAAACUGCAUAAACUUGACGACAAAUGAACUAGUUGACAAUUCAGUUUGUCUUAAUUUAGGCAUGACACUUCCUGAGAAUACGCAGUCAUGCCCAGAUCUCCCAUCUUGUUCUAGUUAUGAAUUUGUUACUGGUCAGUGGGAUGCUUGCCCAGUGACGUGUGGAUCAGGGACACAGACAAGGACAGUAAACUGCAUAAACUUGACGACAAAUGAACUAUUUGACAAUUCAGUUUGUCUUAAUUUAGGCAUGACACUUCCUGAGAAUACGCAGUCAUGCCCAGAUCUCCCAUCUUGUUCUAGUUAUGAGUUUGUUACUGAUCAGUGGGAUGCUUGUACAGUGUCAUGUGGUGGUGGUGGAAGCCAGACUCGAAGUGUAUAUUGUCGCAUUGUGGGAACUACUACGCAAGUUGAAGAUUCUCUGUGCACACAACAAGGACUCAACAAGCCUCCCACUUCACAAUCCUGUGGACUUGGUACCUGUCCAAAUUAUCAGUUCAUCCCAGGAACUUGGAACAAUUGCCCAGUGACGUGUGGAUCAGGGACACAGACAAGGACAGUAAACUGCAUAAACUUGACGACAAAUGAACUAGUUGACAAUUCAGUUUGUCUUAAUUUAGGCAUGACACUUCCUGAGAAUACGCAGUCAUGCCCAGAUCUUCCAUCUUGUUCUAGUUAUGAGUUUGUUACUGAUGAGUGGGAUGCUUGUCCAGUGACGUGUGGCUCUGGAAUACAGACCAGGACUGUCUCGUGUUAUGACACUGUAUCAAAUGGUAUUGUAGCUGAUUCUAUGUGUACUAAUUUAGGCCAAACAAAGCCAGCUACGCAGCAAGCUUGUCCAGGACUCAACCCUUGUCCUACUUAUGUAUACCAAUCAGGGAACUGGGCAGGAUGUUCAGCAUCAUGUGGUGGAGGUACCCAGACACGCACUGUGACUUGCAUUGAUUCUACUUCGGGUACAGCUGUCAUUGAAAGUUUCUGUGCUGGACAGACAAAGCCAUCCACAGUUGGCUCUUGUAAUACGCAAGCAUGUGAUGGUAGUACUGUAUUAUAUCGAUGGUCUGUUAGUCAGUGGAGCGAAUGCAGCACCACAUGCGGUGAUGGACAACAGACGAGAGAAACCAGAUGCUUCUCUGUGAAUGGAAAAAUAGAAGAAGUUUUAGAGUCUUUGUGUAUAGCAGGUGAUCGGCCAGAAACUGUCCAAUCUUGUAAUCUUGGUCGUUGUGAUGGUCUGUGGACAGCUGCGCCAUGGUCAUCCUGUUCAGUGACCUGUGGAAUUGGAACCCAUUCACGUUAUGUUUACUGUGCACUUGCUAGCAGUGGUGACAUUGUAUCAACCGCUGAGUGUAGCGAAAUACCACCAGCUACAUACGAACUAUGCGAUACUGAGGUAGACUGUGGAUUAUAUCGAUGGUCUGUUAGUCAGUGGAGUGAAUGCAGCACCACAUGCGGUAAUGGACAACAGACGAGAGAAACCAGAUGCUUCUCUGUGAAUGGAAAGAUAGAAGAAGUUUUAGAGUCUUUGUGUAUAGCAGGUGAUCGGCCAGAAACUGUCCAAUCUUGUAAUCUUGGUCGUUGUGAUGGUCUGUGGACAGCUGCGCCAUGGUCAUCCUGUUCUGUAUCGUGUGAUUGUGGUCUGCAAACUAGGGAUGUGGCCUGUCGUUUGACUAAGGAAGAUGAUGAAAUCCUUGAGGAGGAAAGUUGUGUUGCAUCAGCCAAACCCACUGAGGAAAGGGGGUGCAAUACAGGACCAUGUCCAUUGACCUUUGACUGUGGGGAUACAUAUACCACAGAAACUGGUGUUCUUUCAUCACCCAACUAUCCUGCGAAUUAUCCCCGUGACAUUGAAUGUGAUAAGACUGUGGACUAUACACUUAAGACUGAUGGGUUUCACAUUGAGAUUGAUUUCUUAGAUUUUCAACUGGAAGGCAAUACAACUGAUGGUGAUUGUUUAUAUGAUUAUGUAGAGGUUUAUGACAUAGAAUAUAACGUAUCAGAAAGAUACUGCGGUGAAUUUGAAGAACUUCCGAUGAAGAAGGUCUACCAAGGAAAUUCUGUUAGAGUCCGUUUUGUUUCAGAUGUCUCAGUUGAAAAUAAAGGCUUCCUUGCCAACUGGAAUUAUGUGUCUGAUGAUCAGCCCUUCUACGAGGCAUCUGAAUGGUCUGAGUGUUCAGUGAACUGUGGCACUGGGGAAGAAACUCGGGAUAUAACCUGUAUGCAGGGGGAUGAUAUUGUUGCUGACUCGGAAUGCAAUGGUUUGGACAGACCUGAAUCCACGCGAGAAUGUACAGGUGCCGUUCCCAACUGCCCACCCCCAACUGAUGUAUGUGGUGAUGUGUUGGAUUCAUCUGGCUUAGAUGUCUAUUCUAGAGGAUAUCCAGCUAACUACAUUAACGGUGAUAAUUGUAUAACGACCAUUAUCAACUCUGGUGGAUGUGUUAAGAUUACAUUCAACUAUCUGCAUGUACAAGAAAGCCCAGAGUGUCAACAUGAUUAUAUUGAGAUUCAAGAUUUGAACUUUGGCACCCUAACAAAGCGAUACUGUGGAAAUCUUGAUAAUAAUCUUGUAUGGCAGUCUGGAUCAGGAAUGGUUCGAGUAACAUUUCACAGUGAUAAUACUGUGGAUGGUAAAGGAUUCACUGCGACUGCUGAUUUCUGUGAUGCUGAAUGUGGUGGAGGUACGAAGGUGCGUGAUGUUGUAUGUAUUAGUACUGGUAAUAGUCAGGAGGUACCUGAUAAUGAAUGUGUCGGAUUAAGACCAAUGGAAAGUGAACCAUGCAAUGAACACCAAUGUCCACCCUCAGAUUGUGAUACAAGUAUUUCAGAGUCCGGUGCUUACAUCCAGUCCUUCGGUUACCCAGACAACAAUUAUCUUGCUAACCAAGAUUGUAUUGCUCGUAUCACCAAUGAUGUUGGAUGCAUUAGAAUAGCAUUCCUUGAUUUUGCAUUGGAAGCUGGCUCUACAUCCGAUCUUUGCGACAAUGAUUAUUUAGAGGUAAUUGAUGGCAAUAACCCAAUGACACAGAUAAAUACUGUGGAGAUGAAAGCAUACCUGCUCCAUGGGAAUCGCAAAGUGGAUCAGUCACUGUGAAAUUCCACAGUAAUGAAGCUAAUACAGAGAGAGGUUACUGGUUAUAUGUCACAUUCAAACAGUGUCGUACAUUUAUGUGGAAUACCGCCGGCUGGUCUGAUUGUGAUGUAUCAUGCGGUGGUGGUCAAAUGUCGCGUGUCGUCACCUGUACUCAGUCUGGUGUUGUGGUUUCUGAUGAUCUUUGCAACGCUCCAAAG
Molecule: messenger RNA, 7101 nt
Organism: Saccoglossus kowalevskii
Lineage: Eukaryota; Metazoa; Hemichordata; Enteropneusta; Harrimaniidae
Biological process (GO): proteolysis
Molecular function (GO): metalloendopeptidase activity
Source: RefSeq, a predicted model, not a curated record